AUGGUGUUCAAGCCGUUCACCCACCUCGCGCGUCAGAGUUUCACCAAAGCCUUCACUCAUGGCUAUGCUCAAUCCGUAGUCGCCGCGUCGCAGUCCUCGUACGCGUCGUCCACCACCCUUAACCAACUCGCCAACCAACCCGCCAAAUUCUCCCGCACCGCCCUACAGAAUGUCUUCCAGCCGUCCAGUUCCUCCGGAGCUGGCGCCAAGGCCAGCCAGGGCUCCGGCUCCGGCGACUUGGGCUUAGCCGCCUACUACGCCGCCUGGCAGCACGCCCAGCAGACCGGGGAUGACAGUGACUGGAAACAGUUGCAGUUGAAGCGACGCAUCGGCUGGAAGCCCACGCCGGAGGAAGUCACCAAGUCGAAGGAUGGCGAGGAUGUUCCAUCUCCGGCCGGUCUGCGGGACUCGCCCCAUAUCACCAAGGCUUCCGCCAACGCCGAUGUCAGUGCCCAGGUGGAGGAAGCGGUUGCUCGGGAGAUCCAGAUCCAGGAAGAACAGGCGAAAGCGGAAGAGGCCGAGGAAGCAAAAGAAAGUACAGAAACCGAGGCCUUCCCGGACCUCCCGGACGAUGUCGCUGCCAUCGCUGACGUGGCCACCGAACAAUCGCGUGUGGCGUCCGAUCAAAUCGUCCAGCUCGCCUCGAAGAAGCAGUUUUCCGACAUCCCCGGAGCCUUUGCCGCCCUUCUCCGCGAUGGAAUCACCCCGACUGUCGGAGCCUACAAUGCCUUGCUGGAGUCAGCCAUCCAGCUCCAUGGUGAUACUGCCCAGGCCAUCCAGAAGGCUCUCGACGUGUACUCUGAUAUGCUCCGUCGUAGGGUAAUUCCCGAUGAGCAGACCUAUCAGACCUUGGUUCAGCUCUUUGUGGUGCGUGCGCACGACGCCAUCAAGUCCAAGGACUUGCUGGAGCAGGACCGAGCCCGCUACGGCGGAAUGGAAGAGCCCGGCAAGUUCAUGCUGCAUUCGAGCGAACUUGAACAGGCCAUUCUGGCGGAAGACAACUCGCUGAACAUCGCUAUCAAACUCUUCAGCACCGCUACCGCUCGCCACGCCAACCUGGUCUUUUCGGUCGAUACGUAUCGCUACUUCAUCACCGCAUGUGCAAAGGAAGGCCAAGUCGAGGCCAUGAUCCGCGUCUAUGGCCACAUGGAGUCCAACAAGGUGACUCCUCACGCGUCGAUCUUCCCCGCUAUGAUCGAAGCGUUUGCGUCGACUGGGGAUCUCCAGAGCGCGGUGGAGUGCUACAACGAAUACAAGGCUCUUGCCAUCUCGGACGACAACGGUACCUUCAGCAUUAUUCAGCGUCUGGAUGGACAGGUAUACGCGGCAUUGGUCAACGCCUAUCUGUCCUGCGGAAAGGAGGAGGAUGCGCUCCGAUUUGUCGACCGCAUCCGCUCCUCGUUUGAUGACGUGACCGAGAACAAGGCAGCCCGCCAGGAUGCCGUUGAGACGGUGAUCGUGCAAGAUGCUCUGGUGCAACACGCCCUCAAAUUGGGUCAACAUGAUAGGGCGCUGGCUCACGCCAAGACCCGCUUGCACGAUGGGGCCCUGGAUCAUGCCAUGUCUCAGAUCUGCAUCGCCGCGGCGGAUGCCGGGAACCUCCAGGCUGCUUCCGAGGCGUAUGACUCCCUUCCAGCCGACAUUGGUCUUCAGCAGGGCCCCGCUGUGUCCAUGCUGGCGCUGCAUAUCCGCCUGGGCAAUGUGACGGAGGCCCGACCCCUGUGGCGCAUGUUGAGUGUCGACGGUCAGGCUACGUCGGACAUGGUCCAGCCGACAGCCAUGUAUUCGGUCGCGUUGUUGAAGAGUGGCCAGAUCGAAGAGGCGUUGCUGGAAGCUCGCAAUAUGUUCGCGCGGAUUCGCAAUGCCUCCCCCGACAACCAUCUGCUGAACCCUAUCCGUGAACAGAUUAACGAGAGUCUCCAUCUACUUGGCCGUGUUCUCAUCCAGACAGCCGCUGUACUCUCUCCUCAGGCCGUGAUGACUCUCCUCUGGUCGAUGGUUGAGAAUGGCGGGCUGGUCUCGCCGAUCGCAGAGCAUGCGGUCGCCAGCCUGGGACCUCUCGGCAUUCAGCAACUCAACGCCAACGACCUUACCCUGGCCCUCCAGGUCCAGGCUGGUAUGCUUGUCAACAACACCUCUGCCGCAUUCGAUGUCGCCCAUCCGAUCCGGUUUGCUCACAUGCUCGACAUUGCCCUGGCCACCAACCUCCAGUUGGAUGCUUUCACCACCCGCGUGGUCGACCAGGCGGUUGGGAAGCUGUUCAACACCCGUCCGGACAUGGUCAGGAGAUGGCACGACCAUCUGGGAUUGACCUCGAGUUCGUCGUCGUUUGUGUCUGACCGCCGUACCCCCGUGUCCGAGGUCUCUACCAUGACUUCUGCGCCCAGCGAAGAUUCCUUCGACCCUCACGCCUAUGCUACCGACUUCCGAGGUUCCUCGAUGAUUGCCGAAGAAUUGGAGAACGCCCACGGUCGGCCCGAGUCCCACUUGAACGAAGCCUUGAACCGCCUGCGGAACAUGCGGCGCAACGGCCGCCAUCCUCGCUACAUCACGUACGCGAAGCUGAUCACCGCCGCUGCCAAGGUGCAUCGCAUGGAUCUGGUCAACGAGAUUCUGAGCAUGGCUCGUCGCGACGUGCCUCUGCUUCCUCAGUACCAUGCGGUGAAGUACGGCUGGGUGUCGAUUCUGGACGCCAUGGUGGCUUCGUGCCUGACUCUCGGAGACCGCACGAUGGCCGCCAAGUACCACCGUGAACUCCUGGAGCUUGGCUCUGCCCCGUCGGCCAACACCUUUGGUCUGUACAUUACCACGCUUAAGGAAUCGACCAAGACUUUCGACGAGGCCACUGAGGCGUUGAAGAUCUUCCAUCGUGCCGUCGCUGAGGGCGUGGAACCCACCUCGUUUUUGUACAAUGCGCUCAUCGGUAAGUUGGGUAAGGCUCGUCGCAUCGACGACUGCCUGCUCUACUUUGCUGAAAUGCGCGCCAACAAUGUCCGCCCGACCAGCGUGACCUACGGUACGAUCGUGAACGCGCUCUGUCGUGUGAGCGAUGAACGGUUCGCUGAGGAGAUGUUCGAGGAAAUGGAGUCGAUGCCUAACUACAAGCCUCGGCCUGCUCCCUACAACUCGAUGAUCCAGUACUUCCUCAACACGAAGCGCGACCGCAGCAAGGUCCUCGCCUACUACGAGCGCAUGCUCACGCGCAACAUCAAGCCCACCAUGCACACCUACAAGCUACUCAUUGAUGCUUACGCGUCUCUGGAGCCCGUUGACAUGAAGGCAGCUGAGAAGGUCCUUGAGACCAUCCAGGCCACCGGACAGCAGCCCGAGGCCGUGCACUAUGCGUCUUUGAUCCACGCUCAUGGGUGUGUGUUGCGCGAUAUGGAGGCUGCCCACAACGUCUUCAAGUCGGUCACCUCAAAGUCCAACGUGCGUCUGCAGCCUUGCCUCUACCAGGCCCUCCUGGAGGCGAUGGUCACCAACCAGCAGGUGGCGCAGACGGAAGCGAUUGUGGCCGACAUGGCGCAGCGCGGCGUCGAGAUGACUGCCUACAUUGCCAACACCCUGAUCCAGGGAUGGGCAACCGAGGGCAACGUGGCAAAGGCCAAGGCCGUCUACGAUAGCAUCGGGCUGAACAAGCGCGAACCCAGCACCUACGAAGCUAUGACUCGUGCCUUCCUGCUGUCUGAGGACCGGGAGGGUGCCUCUCGCACGGUCCAAGAGAUGUUGUCCCGCGGGUAUCCCACUGCGGUGGCCAGCAAAAUCGUGGACCUGGUUGGCGGCGGCCCGGCCGUUGCGGCGCUUUAA
Aspergillus terreus NIH2624 is the source of this 3807-nucleotide messenger RNA. RefSeq names its product pentatricopeptide repeat protein. The transcript has a single exon. Gene Ontology annotation, molecular function: protein binding. The coding region runs from base 1 to 3807 and encodes 1268 amino acids. Lineage: Eukaryota; Fungi; Ascomycota; Eurotiomycetes; Eurotiales; Aspergillaceae. The record is from RefSeq and is a predicted model, not a curated record.